GGGUGACAAAACCCCCACAAUGCACUGUCUUCUUCACCUCGGACAGACCGGAGUCAGCAUCAACCUGCCUCUGAGAGCGAAUAAAUUGACAUUUAUCUCUGUAAUUCACCCCACAUCUCCGGCGAGUGUUGUUUCCCGGUGACCGGCGUUUGGGCGCUGGUAUUCAGGGACUGGGCGGUUUCCGCUGGUCCAUCUUUCCAACCUGUGGCUGUGGGGUCAGGGUCUAGAAUGGAUCCAGAAUAUGAGAAUCGCCUCCUCCGUCAAAUCAACAUUCAAAAUGACAACUUGAGUCCUGUUAAACUGACACAGAGUCUCCACAGUUGGAAACCCACUGGUUCCCCAUUAUCCUCACCCAGUAAGCUUGGAGACAGAUUUAUUCCAACCAGAGCAGGGGCCAACUGGAAUAUCAACUUCCACAGGAUCAAUGAAAAUGAGAAGUCACCAAGUCAGAACAGAAAAACUAAGGAUGUCUCUUCUGAUAAUAUCAAAGCAGACGGGCUGGCCUACUCUGCUUUGCUUAGGAAUGAGCUGCUGGGAGCAGGAAUAGAGAAGAUCCAGGAUCCCCAGACAGAAGACAGGCGUCUACAGCAAUCCACCCCUGAGAAGAGGAGUCUCUUCACUUAUUCACUCAAUAUCAAAAGGUUGUCUCCAGACGAUGGCACUAACAUCUCCCCUUACUCCCUAUCACCUGUCAGCAACAAAAGUCAAAAAUUGUUACGUUCACCAAGGAAGCCAACUCGUAAGAUCUCAAAGAUCCCCUUUAAAGUGCUUGAUGCUCCAGAGCUGCAGGAUGACUUUUACCUCAACUUAGUGGACUGGUCGUCUCUCAACAUGCUCAGUGUCGGGCUGGGCACAUGUGUUUACCUGUGGAGUGCCUGUACUAGCCAGGUAACAAGGCUUUGUGAUCUAUCAGUUGAGGGAGACUCAGUCACAUCAGUCGGGUGGUCUGAAAGGGGUAACCUGGUGGCAGUGGGGACUCACAAAGGAUAUAUUCAGAUCUGGGAUGCUGGUGCUGGGAAGAAACUCUUUGCCUUGGAAGGACACACAGCUAGAGUUGGAGCGUUAGCGUGGAAUGCAGAUCAGCUGUCUUCGGGAAGCCGUGAUCGUAUGAUUCUUCAAAGAGAUGUACGGACGCCUCCACUGCAGUCAGAAAGGCGGCUGCAGGGACACAGACAGGAGGUGUGUGGCUUAAAGUGGAGCACUGACCAUCAGCUGCUUGCCUCUGGUGGCAACGACAACAAGCUGCUGGUCUGGAACCACUCCUCGCUGAGCCCAGUGCAGACAUACAUAGAUCACCUAGCUGCAGUAAAAGCCAUUGCCUGGUCCCCCCACCAGCACGGCCUGCUGGCCUCAGGAGGCGGCACUGCCGACCGCUGUAUUCGAUUUUGGAACACGCUGACAUCGCAGCCACUGCAGUGUAUGGACACCGGCUCACAGGUCUGCAACCUGGCCUGGUCCAAGCACGCUAAUGAGCUGGUGAGCACCCAUGGCUACUCUCAGAACCAGAUCUUGGUUUGGAAAUAUCCAGCUCUCACUCAGGUGGCCAAGCUCACUGGACACUCCUACAGAGUCCUCUACCUGGCAAUGUCCCCAGAUGGAGAGGCAAUAGUGACAGGAGCUGGAGAUGAGACCCUACGGUUCUGGAACGUAUUCAGCAAGACAAGGUCAACAAAGGAAUCUGUAUCAGUUUUAAAUCUCUUCACCAGGAUACGGUAACAUCAAGCAAAUAUUCAAAAAAUUUAAGUUUCAGUGGAUCCUGGCGUCAUCACUGGACGGUUCAUAACGUGGUGCUAAGGACGUACAAUACAAUCUAAGACGUCUCGUGACAUUUUCCUUGAGGAAGUGGCAGCGAGAAGAACUGAGCUAUUUUUCUUUUUAACGCUAACAAUUUUUUGGGAAAUUCUUUUUGACAUGUGUGGUCUUGCUAUUUUUUUUUUUUUUUUUUUAUAUAAGUGGGUUGAUUUCCAUUUGUUUUGUAUUCACAACAAGAAAUCAUAGGCCUUAAAAAUAUUGUGAUACUUUUUUCAUUGUUGAGGAAUCUGAAAUGUGGAGAGAGCAUUUUUAGUUUUGGUUUAACUCAGGUCUAAUUUAUUUAACGCACUUGUUAUAUAGUAAAACAUUCAAUGAAUGAAUCAUCUGUCAUGAAGAAAUCUAGAUUCAAUGGAGAAAAAUGCCACUAACAUACUAUGACUAAAACAUAAAAACUAAACAUAAUCACCUACUAAGGCUUCUACAGUAUGUGCACCAUGUUUACUGUGAUCCUUAGAGUACGAAGUUUGAGGAAUGGUUGGCUGAAAUAAUGCAGUUGGCUCUUGUGGACAGAAAGUCUAAUGCUGUGCAUCUAGACAUACACUACAUGGUUGAUUCUUUGUUAUAAAGGAAGAAAUAAAAGAUGAUGGAACUGAA
Messenger RNA from Xiphias gladius (swordfish), 2406 nucleotides. Its product is annotated as fizzy-related protein homolog. Gene Ontology annotation, molecular function: protein binding; ubiquitin ligase activator activity; anaphase-promoting complex binding. The record is from RefSeq and is a predicted model, not a curated record. Gene Ontology annotation, cellular component: anaphase-promoting complex. Bases 229 to 1716 code for a protein of 495 amino acids. Lineage: Eukaryota; Metazoa; Chordata; Actinopteri; Istiophoriformes; Xiphiidae. The transcript is spliced from 14 exons. Gene Ontology annotation, biological process: positive regulation of anaphase-promoting complex-dependent catabolic process; positive regulation of ubiquitin protein ligase activity; anaphase-promoting complex-dependent catabolic process.